Messenger RNA from Phytophthora sojae, 552 nucleotides. RefSeq lists its product as hypothetical. The record is from RefSeq and is a predicted model, not a curated record. The annotation marks the transcript as partial. NCBI's taxonomy places the organism in Eukaryota, Oomycota, Peronosporomycetes, Peronosporales, Peronosporaceae. The transcript is spliced from 2 exons.
AUGGUCUCAACGAACCUUUUCGCCCUGUUCAAGCCUGAUGUGCUGGGCACCGCCGGGUUCGCCUACGGCAGGACGACGUCGGAGCCUCAGCAAGGCUAUUUCGACGUGACUGAAGAGGAAGCCAUGAGCGGGGUGGGUACCUAUGUUGGAAGCACCUUGUGCGUAGCUCGGGUUCUGCAGGGGAAGCCGAAGGUGUGGGAAUACGGCACCGUUGUUGGUUACUCGUGGAGAGCCGCGACGAAGGAGGGCGUGUUACACGUUACCUUUACUACGGAAACCUGCGACGAUCCGUUCGUGAUGGAGGAGCUGCACGACUUGCCGCUCGAAACCUAUGCCCUACGGCCCUGUUUUCAGAUAGGCGUCGCGGACGUGAUGCCGGCCGAGAUGAAGUCCAUUCAUACCGCGGUGCACGCCCAUUUCAACGGUUCCGGGCAGACCGCGCGUCGAAGUUCAGCCACAAUUCUACGCAAGGUGUCCAUGAAUCUGAUUAAUGAGAGUCAAGUUGUGCCUUUAUUCAAUCUGGCAAAGACCCGUGUCGAUUACCUGGAGAUU